AUGGACGUCGUAUCGCUCGACCACGUCGGCCCCGUCCACGUAGGCGGCGUGAGCUGGAACGUCCUUGUGAUAAUUGAUCACGCAACACGGUACAUGCUAGCGAGGGCAGUCCCGAGCCUCGAGGCAGCUCAGACCCUCCGCACAUUCUACCACUACUGGGUAGUGGCGUUUGGAACGCCGAGAGCGGUGCUCACCGACGGCGGCUCCAGCUUCAAGGGCGCGUUCCACACAACCGUGACCAAACAUCUAGGUUGCCGACAUCUAGUAACCGCCCCGUACCGUCCCCAGGGGAACGGCAUCAAUGAGGCCUCGCACGUCGAGCUGAAGAAUGUGCUGCGCGCAAUGUGGCAAGAAGGGCAGAGAGAU
This is a messenger RNA of Gregarina niphandrodes, 366 nucleotides long. RefSeq names its product integrase core domain protein. The annotation marks the transcript as partial. The transcript has a single exon. Gene Ontology annotation, biological process: DNA integration. Gene Ontology annotation, molecular function: nucleic acid binding. The record is from RefSeq and is a predicted model, not a curated record. Lineage: Eukaryota; Apicomplexa; Conoidasida; Eugregarinorida; Gregarinidae.